AUGAGACUAGGCUUAAGGUUAGAUAAGUCGACUGAUAAUGCGAAUCAAAACCCAUUGUAUCAAAAACUCAUAGGCGCUCUAAUGUAUUUAGCAGUGGCAACGAGACCCGACAUAUGUUUCGCUGUAAGUUAUUUAAGUCAGUUUAAUAGCUGCAACAGUAAGGAACAUUUUAAGGCGGCUGAAAGGGUAGUGAGGUACCUAAAAGGUACAACGAAUAUGGGUUUAAGUUUUUUUAAAGGACAAUACGAAUUAAAAGCGUAUGCUGAUGCAGAUUAUGGUAGCUGUAUUGUUGACAGAAGAUCCUUCACAGGAUAUGUGUUCAAACUCGCAAAUGGUGCGAUAAGUUGGGCAGCUAAAAAGCAAAGAUCCCUGACUGUUGCAGAUAGUACUACUUUUGCAGAGUAG
Ooceraea biroi (clonal raider ant) is the source of this 405-nucleotide messenger RNA. RefSeq lists its product as uncharacterized. The record is from RefSeq and is a predicted model, not a curated record. NCBI's taxonomy places the organism in Eukaryota, Metazoa, Arthropoda, Insecta, Hymenoptera, Formicidae.